CUAGGCAGGUCCGAGUGUUGCUGGUUCCCUGUGCUGCUACCAAAGUGGGUGGCUGCCGAGUGCGGGCUCAGUCUUCCUGGUCCCUGUUUUCCUCCUCCACAGCCUGAGACCUAAAGCAGCCUCCCUCUGGCUGGGGCUGCCGCAGCACAGCCUUCUCGGCUCCCCCAGUCUGCGAAGUGCUGACCAGGUGGAGCCCCGCAGGCUCAGAGGCCUCCUUCGACCCCCCCACCCCUACUUGAUGCCUGCUCCGUGAGCCGGGCCCCGCUGGCUCCGUGGGAGGGCUCCCUGGCCUCCCGCCUCCCACGGGCCUUGCAGCUGCCUGUCAGGGCAGCCAAGCCUCUGCUCCCUCCAGGGCCAGUCCUCGGGGCUCUGCCCUGUCCCCGAGGGCACUGCUGAGGGCGCGCCCGUGGCCACUUAUCGUCCUCGUCCUCGUCCUGGGAGAGUCCUCUGAGUGCCUUCUCUGCCCCCAGAUCCCGGCCCUGGCCCCGUGCCAACAGCAGCUCCCGCAGCUCCUCCCCGGCAAAGGACAUGGAUGACGGCAAAGUGAGCCUGGGGCCCGUGCCUGCGCCCAUGCUGCUUCAUGCGCCCUCAGUUUCCCCUCUGUUCUCCAUCUGGCCUGGGCAUGGCGACCCCGCUGACUUGGUCACCAUCUAAAUCCGGCCUUCGCUAAGGCUCGGGGCCGCAUGCUGAGUCCUGGGGCAAAGCAUGCCUCACACCCUGGGCAGCCCUUGCCUUGUGUCUUUUGUUUGGUACUUAUUUUGAGUCAGGGUUUCCUUAUGCAGCUCAAGCUGGCCUUGACCUCACAGUAUCCAGAGCUGACCUCCAGUUCCCUAGCAGUCCUCCUGCCUCAGCCUCCCGAGUGCCGGGAUGACUGGUGUGCGUCACCACACUUGCGUGUUCUUGUUUUUUGGGAGCAGCUGUGAGGGUCUUCAGGGUCUGUGCUAGGCAGACCCCUUGCAAUGAUCUGAAUGAGGUGGGCAUCGGCUCUGCCAGGAGUGGGAAGCUGGUUCCAGGGACCCAUGAACCCGAGCCCAGGCGGCCCAGGCGGCCCAGGCUGCUGUGCCUCCUGGGUCCUGACGCUGCUGCCUCUGCAGCCUUCGCACCGCAUGGGGCCACCUGCGAUGGUCAGAGCUCACUGGCCUGCCUUCCGGUCAGCCCAGGCACAGGCGCCUCCGCCAACCCCUCCCUGUGCAGUAUCACUGGCCAAGGCAGCUCCCUGUUCUCCGCAGGGACCCCCAGACCCUGGGAGCCCUUGUGUCCCACCUGUCGUGCCCAGGGCCACGCUCGUGCUGGCAGGAGUGCAACGAGCUGGCGCAGAGCCCUGCUGGCACCUCCGGAGCUCAUCUCUCCGCACAUGAGGGGGUACAGCAUGGUGGCCAUGCUCGCUGCAUGGCGUGCUGCUCAGGUGAGCAUGGCCAUGAAGAGGCCCCCAGACUAUCCAGGGCCCCCGUUCCUGAGAGGCCCCAUGCCGCCCCCCCGUGGGCUAUGGGCCGCCGCAGCCACCACCACCCUCAGGCCCUUCAGGCCUCGGCCGAUGCCUCGUAGGCCAGCGCCACCAUUCGUUACGUCCCUUGCAGGGGCCCACCACUGGGCUUAAGAGAGUACGUGCCCGGCAUCCAACCCAGAUGCCGCAACCUGCCGCUGCACCCCGGCCAGUUCUUGCCAGGACCUGUGCCAUUUAGGCCUCCAGGCCCGCUCAGCCCCUGAGAGUAUUUCAUUCCUGCUCCUGAAUGCCACCACCGCCUGCUGGGCCCAGGACUACCCACUGCUGCCUGCCACAGGGGAGCCCCAGCUCUCAGGGCUGAGAGAGGCCUCAGCCUCACCACUAAGCAGCCAGGAACCUGCCCAGGCUUGAGGCAGAGCCCUUAAUGGCCCCACUACUCACAGGGCCAAGGUUUUUAUUGGAUUUGGAAUUCUUUUUAAAAGGAAGUUCGUUUUAGUAGGUUUUUAGUAUUAAGCUCCUGGUCCUCACUUCCUUUGGUUUGAUGUUGCUGAGACCUAAAAACAUAAACCUGGAAACCCACUAUUAAAAUGUAGCCCAA
Molecule: messenger RNA, 2042 nt
Organism: Cavia porcellus (domestic guinea pig)
Lineage: Eukaryota; Metazoa; Chordata; Mammalia; Rodentia; Caviidae
Product: transport and Golgi organization protein 1 homolog
Exons: 3
Coding region: 1355-1597 (80 amino acids)
Source: RefSeq, a predicted model, not a curated record